CCGCAAUGGAGUGAGUGUGCGACUCUGAUCCUACUUCCGAAAGUGCUUCAGAUUCCGCUGAGGGCACAGUCGGCCAACUUAUUGACCAGGACUCUAUUUCCCGAGGUGCAGCGCGACCCAUCGUCCCCGCGGGCCACUCUGAGGCCUUUGCGGACUCCAUUUCCCGGCGUGCCACGCGGCUUUCUGUGAGGGCCGAGAGCGGCGACGGCGGCGCGCAGGGCCCGCGGACUGCAUCUCCCGGCGUGCCCCGCGGCGGGCGCUGGGCCGGAGCCGGAGCCCGAGCGGCGCGGCCUGGAAGAGGCCGGAGCCCGGGGGAGGCGGCGGCAGCGGCAGCGGCGGGGGCAGCCCGGGCAGCCCGAGCCCCGCGGCCUGAGCCUGCGCCCGGCGCCAUGAGCGGUGGCGCGCCUUCAGGGGGCGGCCCUGGGGGCUCGGGCCGGGCGCGGACCAGCUCGUUCGCGGAGCCAGGCGGCGGCGGCGGCGGCGGCGGUGGCGGCCCCGGGGGUUCGGCCUCUGGCCCAGGCGGCAGCGGCGGCGGGAAGACGUCAGUCGGAGCCAUGGGCGGGGGCGUGGGGGCCUCGAGCUCCGGGGGUGGCCCCAGCGGCAGCGGCGGAGGAGGCAGCGGCGGCCCCGGCGCAGGCACCAGCUUCCCGCCGCCCGGAGUGAAGCUGGGCCGUGACAGUGGGAAGGUGACCACAGUGGUAGCCACUCUAGGCCAAGGCCCGGAGCGCUCCCAGGAGGUGGCUUACACAGACAUCAAAGUGAUUGGCAGUGGCUCAUUUGGGGUCGUGUACCAGGCACGGCUGGCAGACACCAGGGAAUUGGUGGCCAUCAAGAAGGUUCUCCAGGACAAGAGGUUCAAGAACCGAGAGCUGCAGAUUAUGCGUAAGCUGGACCACUGCAAUAUCGUGAGGCUGAGAUACUUUUUCUACUCCAGUGGGGAGAAGGUGUACAUGUACCAGCUCUUCCGGAGCUUGGCCUACAUCCACUCCCAGGGUGUGUGUCACCGCGACAUCAAGCCCCAGAAUCUGCUGGUGGACCCCGACACCGCUGUCCUCAAGCUCUGCGAUUUUGGCAGUGCAAAGCAGCUGGUCCGAGGGGAGCCCAACGUCUCCUACAUCUGUUCUCGCUACUACCGGGCCCCAGAGCUGAUCUUCGGAGCCACUGAUUACACCUCAUCCAUUGAUGUGUGGUCAGCUGGCUGCGUACUGGCCGAGCUCCUCCUGGGCCAGCCCAUCUUCCCUGGAGACAGUGGGGUAGACCAGCUGGUGGAGAUCAUCAAGGUGCUGGGAACACCAACCCGGGAACAGAUUCGAGAGAUGAACCCCAACUACACGGAGUUCAAGUUCCCCCAGAUUAAAGCUCACCCCUGGACAAAGGUGUUCAAAUCUCGAACGCCGCCUGAGGCCAUCGCGCUCUGCUCUAGCCUGCUGGAGUACACACCGUCCUCGAGGCUCUCCCCGCUGGAAGCCUGUGCCCACAGCUUCUUUGAUGAACUGCGAUGUCCUGGAACCCAGCUCCCCAACAACCGCCCGCUUCCCCCUCUCUUCAAUUUCAGUCCUGGUGAACUCACCAUCCAGCCAUCUCUCAACGCCAUUCUCAUCCCUCCUCACUUGAGGUCCCCAGCGGGCACUGCCUCCCUCACCCCAUCCUCACAAGCUUUAAGUGAGGCUCAGACCGGCCCGGACUGGCAGUCGACUGAUGCCACAGCUCCCCUCACUAACUCUUCCUGAGGGCGCCACCAACUACCCUUCCAUCUGGGAGCCCCAAGUGGGGCUGGGAAGGGGGGGCCAUUGCCCAUCGAGCUCCUGCCCUGACUGGGCCCCUAGACGAGAGGGCAGAGGUAAAUGAGUCCCUGUCCCCACCUCCAGUCCCUCCCUCACCAGCCUCACUCCUGUGGUGGGCUUUUUAAGAGGAUUUUAACUGGUUGUGGGGAGGGAAGAGAAGGAAGGACAGGGGAUGGGGGGGCAUGAGGACCUCCUUACCCCCUCAGCCCCCUCCCCUCCCCCAGGUCUCCACCUCCUCCAACCCCCCCCCCCCCCCCCCCCCCGGUCCUGUGUCCCUUGUAAAUAGAACCAGACCAGCCCCUCUCCUCCUCUUCCCUUCCCUGGCCCCCGGGUGUAAAUAGAUUGUUAUAAUUUUUUUCUUAAAGAAAAUGUCGAUUCGCACCGUCCAUCCUGGCCCCUUCCCCUCCUACAGCUGUGUUCCCCCCUCCUGUCCUCUGCCCCUAAGGCCUCCUCCCUCCUCUCCCCACCCUGGAGGGCAGGGGCAGUGGGGGAGCUCCUGAUGUCUUAGUUUUCACAGUAAGGUUUGCCUGUGUACAGACCUCCGUUCAAUAAAUUAUUGGCAUGAAAA
Messenger RNA from Hippopotamus amphibius kiboko, 2352 nucleotides. RefSeq names its product glycogen synthase kinase 3 alpha (gene GSK3A). The transcript has 10 exons. The record is from RefSeq and is a predicted model, not a curated record. Gene Ontology annotation, cellular component: cytosol; axon; cytoplasm. Gene Ontology annotation, biological process: insulin receptor signaling pathway; protein phosphorylation; negative regulation of canonical Wnt signaling pathway. Bases 390 to 1730 code for a protein of 446 amino acids. Gene Ontology annotation, molecular function: ATP binding; protein serine/threonine kinase activity. NCBI's taxonomy places the organism in Eukaryota, Metazoa, Chordata, Mammalia, Artiodactyla, Hippopotamidae.